AUGCGAACCUCACAUCCAUGCGAUGGAUGCGCACUAAGAAGGGUGCGAUGUGCUGGCGGACAGCCUUGCCUCGAGUGCAGUCAUCGAUUGACUUCCUGCACCUUUCUCCGAGUACGACGGAAAAGAGGUCCUAAGGGCCCUAGGCCUGGCACCAGCUUGAAGAUCGAGCAAUUCCAGAAGAUACUGCAAGAGGGUGGCAGCCAGCAACCCGUCCGUACUCAGCCCGCAGACUCUGUCCUGCAGCAGGGCAGCGAGAGUCCCGCAGCGCUUCAAUCAAUUUGUAUCCCCAUUGCGGUCUAUGAGAGGUUCCUACAGAUCUUUCGCCAGCGGUUGUACUCGGUUUGGCCGAUUGUUUCUUACGAUGAUCUUGUCGGCCGUCUCAGAAACAAUCGGGACGACUAUGAAUCGUAUUCACUUGCAGCCGCUCUAUGCUCAGCCGUCAUUGCGCAAUUGCGUCUCCCGGAGCAUGUUGGUCCGUUGGACUACUCCGUUUCGUCUUUCAAGCUGGCGGCGGAGUCGCAGAGACUGAGGCGACUCUUUGACUACCAGGAGCACUUCACCAUAGCAUCCCUCCUGACCUCGUUCUUUCUCCACAUCUACUUCGCAAAUGCUGAGAAGCUGCGUACGGCUGGCUUCUUCCUACGCGAAAGUCUCACAUACGCGCAUGGCCUCAAGCUGCAUCAAACCGAAUCUUAUGCUGGGUUGAGUUACAGGGACAAGCAGUUACGACUACGGGUGUACUGGAUCUUGUUUGUGUCAGAAAGAACGUAUUGCAUCCAGAAUGAUCUGCCGAUAACGUUGCGACCGAUCAAUGAUCUGCCAGAUGCCAAUCCAAAGGACGGAUACGACAGCGCUCCGAUGCCGGCGUUCGUUAACUUGAUACGUUUAUUCUCCUUUCUCGAUGGCGACAUCCUUGGCUGCACGGCUUCACUGAGCGACGCUGCUUUGCAGAUUCGCGCAAAAGCCAAAGUAUCUCAUCUACAGCACAAUCUUGUACAACAAGAUGCGGGCAAAGACCUCGAUGAAUCGCAAAGGGUGGACCUACUAACAACGAGAAACUGGAUUCGGAUUCUCUUGUGGCAGUUCACCAUUGCACAUUUCUCGGUAUCCUGCCGAGCCCAAGACCAGGCCUUUUCAGCAUUACUUCCGGCGACUAUUGCACAGGAUAUGCUGUUGGUGCUUGAUAAGGUGGCUUGGAAGUCCGUGCAGCCCCACGGAUAUGGCAUGGAACUCAAGAUCUUCCGAAUGGCUGACUCCCUUCUUGACGUGUUACUGUGCGCCCCUGCCUCGGUCGGCCCUCGCAAAUUACUGAGAGAUUCCAGGGAAUCACUCCAUUGCUUGGAGAAGGUUCUACUUCAUGUUGGAGGACCAGAGUCGCAGUUCCUAGCUAUAUUGCGGAAGAGAAUGCUUGAAUCUCAGCUCCCUCCUCAACAAACCAUGUGGAACGACAUGAAGAUUUCGAGUUCUCAGUACCAGGAAGAAGAAGAAGAGGCGAUAUCCCCCAGCUGA
Molecule: messenger RNA, 1509 nt
Organism: Cladophialophora carrionii CBS 160.54
Lineage: Eukaryota; Fungi; Ascomycota; Eurotiomycetes; Chaetothyriales; Herpotrichiellaceae
Exons: 3
Coding region: 1-1509 (502 amino acids)
Biological process (GO): regulation of DNA-templated transcription
Molecular function (GO): DNA-binding transcription factor activity, RNA polymerase II-specific; zinc ion binding
Source: RefSeq, a predicted model, not a curated record